AUGUCUGCUCAGAUUAAUAAUCGAUAUAUAGCGAAAUUCGAAGAAUUAGAACAAAUUAAGGAGAAGCUAGCUUAAACUUCUUAAAGAACUCGUAAUAUAUCCUCAGACAGAUAAUAAACAAAUGGAAUCAACGUCACUGAAGUUAAGAGUAGCAGAAAUAGUGAAAAAUAAUCUUAAUCUGUCGAAAAAUGUAUAUUCAUAAUGUUAUCAUAUUUCAGUCCUUAAUCUUAGAUAGUAAAAUCAAAAUGUUGACAAUUUAAUAAAUUCAUGGAAACAAUAAAAAACUCAUUCUGUUUCUCUCAAUCAAGGUACAAUUGCAGGAAGCAUCAUACGUAAUUAAUUUACUAAUAUUAGAGGAAUCUCCUGAACAUGAAAGUCCUUAAACUAAACCUGGCACAUAUCCUCAUUUGAUCUUAGAAGAAGAUGAAUAAUAGUAGUUUCUGGAAUAGGUUUCUUCAGUCCAACCAACUAUUUAAAAUAAAGGAAUAGCUAAAGUCCCUAUUACUACAAAGUCAACUCUUAAGGAUUAAGGUAUCUUAUAAUUUUUACUAAUAUAAAGUGAAUAAUGAAAAGAAAAAAUCAGUAGUAUAUUCAAAAGAUGCCAAUAUGUUUUCUAAUACACAAUAAUAAGCAAUAUCUCAACAAAAUCAAAAUGUUGUCUAAAAGAAAAAUAAUACAGCUGUUAGACCAUAAACAUCUAAGGUUCAACCUUAACCUACUCCUAGUCAAAUUGCAUAAAAAAAGGCUGUAUAAUCUAAAUAAAUUAAUAUGAAAAUGUCCUAAGAAAUUAUUGCAGAUGGUAUUGAUAUCUUAUAUUCAUAGUCCCCUAAACUCCAUCAUAAUAAAAAAUGAAAUAAAGUUCACUAUUAGAAAAAACUAGAUAAGUUAAAAUGAAUUAGGCAUCAAAUAAAGUAUAGACUAAAUCAAAUUAAACUAAUUAAGGUGAAGAGAAGAUUUUGAUUUAAUAAAUCUAGAAAGUCAAAGAAACCAUUCUGAAAUUAUAUGAAUAAAAAUUUGAUCAUUAAAUGUCCCAUUCUUCAAGUAAUAUAGCUAAGUAUAUAAAUAUUAUUUGAUUAUUUAGAAACUUUGAUUAAAUUGUAAAUGCAAUUAAACUCGAUUUUCGUUGUUUAGAAAAUGAUUGA
This is a messenger RNA of Paramecium pentaurelia, 1142 nucleotides long. NCBI's taxonomy places the organism in Eukaryota, Ciliophora, Oligohymenophorea, Peniculida, Parameciidae. The record is from the annotation of a GenBank genome assembly.